Molecule: messenger RNA, 996 nt
Organism: Cuscuta epithymum
Lineage: Eukaryota; Viridiplantae; Streptophyta; Magnoliopsida; Solanales; Convolvulaceae
Source: the annotation of a GenBank genome assembly
CUUUAGCCCAAAUCUGCGGGAGAAUAAAUAGCCUUUUCCCUCAACAACUCAAACCAUUCUCUCCUUUCCAGUGUCUCUCCCAUGGCAAGAAUUUAUCCCCAGACCUCAUCCUCCUCUUCUUCACCAUCUUCUUCAUCUUACAUCACCUCAAAGCGUGAGACGUUUACAGUGUGGAUGAAGUCUCUUGUCUUCCAUGGCAAUGGAUGCACUGUGUUUGACUCCAAUGGUGAGAUUGUCUACAGGAUUGAUAACUACAACAGAAAAUGCAGCAGAGAAGUUCAUCUCAUGGAUCUCCAUGGCAGAGUACUCUUCUCUAUCAGACGAAAGAAAUUUUCAGUUUUUGGACAAUGGAAUGGCUAUAGAUGCAACAACAGUGAAGUGGAUUGUGAAGAAGUACUAUGCUUUCAAGUUAGGAGAAGUUGGAACGUUUUGGGAGGAGACUCGAAUAGCUACUAUGUCAAUCCAGCUUCAGAUCAACCACAAGAGAACUGUUAUGAAAUCAUUGCAUUACCUGGAAAAUCUUCAUUCAAGAUUGUCAAUAGAACAAGAGUAAUAGCAGAGGUUUGUGCUUCUCCUCCCAUCAAUCUUAAACCAUGUUCUAGAAGUUAAAAGUUUUUCACUUUUUCCCCUACAGCCCUACUCUUUGUAUAUCUUUGCUGACCUUAUGCAAUGUUGGGGUUUGCAGGUGAAACAAAAGCAGGAAAAAUCUGGAGUUGCUUUUGGGAAUGAUGUGCUAACUUUGAUGGUAGAGCCUCACUGUGAUCAUUCUCUAGUUAUGGCUCUUGUGACAGUCUAUGGAUUGAUUAACAAAAAACUAUGAAAGAGAUUCUGUACUCAUUUAUACAUUUAUUUCGACAAAUACAGUGUAUAUGUGAAGGAAACUUACAUGAUUCAAAGGAUAGUAGCGUACACUGUUUAGAUCCUAAAGAAAUUCUAACCAAUUAUUUUCUUGUCUUCAAGAGCAUAUGGCAUCGUUUGGAUUUACUGAGAGUUUCA